Molecule: messenger RNA, 216 nt
Organism: Babjeviella inositovora NRRL Y-12698
Lineage: Eukaryota; Fungi; Ascomycota; Pichiomycetes; Serinales
Exons: 1
Source: RefSeq, a predicted model, not a curated record
GCUUCUUACCAAUGCCACUCCUACUGUGGUAACGCCAUCAUCGAAUCCAGAACCUGCUCUAGUUCUUCCGGGUACGACACUGACUGUUUGUGCGCUACCAACUCUAACUUUAUGGGUUUGAUCAACGACUGUUUGGAUUGUGCUUGGUGCUUGUGGAGUGACUACGGAAAGUACUUGGAAGCUCCAUUGGCCGCUUGUAAGUUGUCAACUUCCCCA